Molecule: messenger RNA, 2912 nt
Organism: Dendrobium catenatum
Lineage: Eukaryota; Viridiplantae; Streptophyta; Magnoliopsida; Asparagales; Orchidaceae
Exons: 12
Coding region: 178-2772 (864 amino acids)
Molecular function (GO): protein binding
Source: RefSeq, a predicted model, not a curated record
CUAACCCCUAUUUUCUUCAUAGCUCUACCGCAUUACUUCUGCUCUCCCUUCUUCUGCGGCGCUCUUCGCUCUUCCAAUCCGAUCUGAGGGAGAGAUCAGUUAGAAUAUCGGAUGGCUUCUGCCUCGUCGGAAUUGGAAGAAGAGUGAUUCUCGUUCGCUUCCGCGGCGAAAUUUGCUAUGAUGGUCUCUCCGGCGACGGCGACGCCGCAAUCGCAGAAGCAGCAGCUGACGGGCCACCUUCAGACUCAGCCGUCGGAUAAUGAUCGGAGUAGUAGUGAGAUUAGGGCCGUGGAUUGCAAUCUCGCGUCCCUUUGUGAACACAUUCAAAUGGAGGGUUUUAACUCCGGUGCAUUCUCUGACAUCAUGGUCCAGGCCAUGGGUUCCACCUAUCACCUCCAUCGCCUGAUUCUUUCCCGAAGCUCCUACUUUAGGAACAUGCUUCAUGGUCCAUGGAAGGAGGCAGCUCUUCCAAAUUUGGUUUUGCAGAUCGAUGACCCUAAUGUUAACUCUGAGGCAAUUACGAUUGCCUUUGCAUACUUAUAUGGGCACCAUCCAAAGCUUAAUGACGAUAAUGCAUUUAGAGUUCUUGCCUCUGCUUCUUUUCUUGACCUUCAGGAUUUGUGUGCAAUAUGCACCGAUUUCAUUAUUUCCGAGUUGUGGACCUCGAACUUCUUGGCAUAUCAGGUUUUUGCAGAGAGUCAAGAUUAUGGGAUACACGGAGAACGUGUCAGAAAUGCAUGUUGGGGGUACCUUUGUCAAAGUGCGACCAUGGAAUUGAGAGAAGUGCUUCCAAAACUUUCUUCUCAAACUUUAAAUGCUCUGCUUACAUCUGAUGAACUCUGGGUGCCUAAUGAGGAGAAAAGGUUUGAACUAGCUUUGUUCACAUUAAUUGCAAAGGGCACCCUUUCUGAUGCAAUCAGUUCUGAACAAGAAAGUCCAGAUUCUGAACUUGAAAUAAACCAUACUGUUCGUGAUUUACUAAAGGAGAAUAAUGUCACUUAUAACACUCGUGGUAAACAGAUUGUGGAUUUAGGAAUGAAACAAAUGAGCAUACCGGCUAACUUGGACGGACAUAAGGCUGCUCAGAAUAUUCUGGUUGACCUUGCGGACUGCGUGGUUGAUUGCCAUGCUGAUGUUCCUUAUUCUCAGCCUAUACAAGUGCGACCAGCCAUGGUUCCUCAUGCAUUGUCUGAUCCUAGAUAUUCCAUCAAGCUGCAGCAAUCAUCUACUGACUCCAAUUUGAACAGAGAAUCUUGUUCUUAUGUUGAAAUUCGGAAUUGUAAUGAAGCAAACAAAAUGUCCAGUAGUCAGUUUGCCAUGGAAGGGCCAUCAGGAGAUAGUUCUUGUUACCAAAUUAAUAAUAGUAUCUGGUCUUCUGUUGAUCAUCAGAGUAAGUUCUCUGUCUCCCCUUGUAAUAAUGGAGCAAGUCCCAGUGAUUGGGGAAGAAGCAAUUUACCUUCAUUAUGGGGUGGCAGGACGGUAGGUAGAAGGCAAGUUAAAAGUUCCAAGGGUAACUGUGGGGUGCAAAGUGAAGAGUAUGAUGCAUUUCAUAAUAUUUUUGAAGGAGGCUCACUUUUGUAUUGCAAUAUGUCCUUUGAGGCACUGUUAAAUGUUCGAAAACAACUGGAGGAAUUGGGAUUUCCCUGUAGAGCUGUGAAUGAUGGCCUUUGGCUCCAGAUGCUUCUUUGUAAAAGGGUGCAAGAGAUAGCAGCUGAUAACAGCAAAAAUUGCUGCCUUACAAGCAAUUUUUGUGCUUGUAGACAGUCGUAUGAAUACUCACAUGGAGGUACUGCAACUGGUUAUUAUAGGCAAGAGCAUGAUAGGAGCAAUUCUUCCGGCAGUAUUGGGAAUGUCUACAUAGCAGACUCUCAAGCUGAAGGCCAUGGCAUUUCUAGUCCUGUACGGGUCCAUGUAAGGGGUCCCAUUGAUGGUCUUGCUGGCAUAGGGAGAGGAGCAACUUACUCCCCUGGAUCUGCAUGGCCUCCCACUCGAUACGUCUUUUCUCGUGUGCCUUUUGGACUCGGCCACAGGAAUUGUCAGCAGUCACUAGCCAAUGAUGAUUCAGAAGCUAGAGUUGAUCUUAGCGGCGAUAUAUCAGGGGAUGGCUUGACAGCUCUGGUUAGUCUUAGCCAAGGGAGUAAUUCUGUUAAUGUACAUACUGAACAGACUGAAAGAGUAUAUGAGGCAGACUUACAGGGCAGGUAUGCUGGAACUGCUUCUCACACAAGUUCCAAUGUGCUCCCAGUUCAGAUGGUAGGAUCAGAGGAGCAUGCUCUUGCCAUAGAUUGUGAAAGUUCUGAUGGUUCUAUAUCACUUGAUCACAAAACACCACUCCGUGAUUUUCCUCCAUUUCGCUUCGGGGUGGAGUUUGAAGAUGUCCAUAGGCUUAGUGAUGGUCUGGUGAAGCAUUCUCCUGAAAUUUUCUAUGCUGGAUCACUGUGGAAGGUCAGUAUUCAAGCUUUCAAUGAUGAAGAUCUUCAAGGGCGUCGUACUUUAGGAUUAUUUCUUCAUAGACGUAAGGCAGAGGUGGCAGAUUCCCUCAGAAAGGUCCAUAUGUAUGUCGAUCCCCGCGAAAAGGUGACGGCUCGUUAUCAGUUGAUUUGUCCAUCAAAGAGAGAAGUCAUGGUGUUUGGGAGCUUUAAGCAGGCAGGAACACUGCUGCCCAAAGCUCCAAAAGGCUGGGGCUGGAGAACUGCACUGUUGUUCGAUGAACUUGGUGAUCUGCUCCAGCGAGGAGCUCUUAGAGUUUCUGCUGUUGUGCAGCUUGUUUGAUGCAGAUAAGGAGGUAUGAAUUAAUGUAUCAUAAUUUGAUUUUUUUUUUUUUCAUGAAUUAUUGGUAUAUUUUAGUAACAGAAACCUCAAACCUGCUGCAACUUAUUUAGAUUGAAUAAGGGGAAGGGGAAUUUUUUUUU